This is a messenger RNA of Limulus polyphemus (Atlantic horseshoe crab), 890 nucleotides long. Its product is annotated as serine protease 30-like. The coding region runs from base 1 to 579 and encodes 192 amino acids. The record is from RefSeq and is a predicted model, not a curated record. Gene Ontology annotation, biological process: proteolysis. Gene Ontology annotation, molecular function: serine-type endopeptidase activity. NCBI's taxonomy places the organism in Eukaryota, Metazoa, Arthropoda, Merostomata, Xiphosura, Limulidae. The transcript has 5 exons.
AUGGUCAAUAACUUUGCUUAUGAUAUUAAGGUCUUGAGCGCUGCUGGUUGCAAGGAUGUUGCUGCUUUAGAAAAGAAUUUAGAUUAUUUGCUGUAUCCAGCCUAUGUGGUCGACAACGAGUUAGAGAUAGCCGCAUUGUUCGUGGAACAGAUGCUUAUGAUGGAGAGUUUCCUUGGGCACUCUUUCUUCGGUCAAGAUGGCACGGUUGUUGGCUGGGGAUUUAAAGCUGACCCUGAGAAAGGUGGAGAGCGCGCAAAGCGUCUUCAGAAGGUCAAAGUUCCUGUAAUGGAUGUCACACAGUGUCAGAAUUGGUACCACGAGGCGGGAAAGUUGGUCACUUUACAGAGUGGACAAAUGUGUGCAGGUUUUAAAAACGGAGGCCAGGACUCUUGUCAGGGUGAUUCUGGUGGCCCUCUGCUGGUUAAAGAAGGAGAUAAGUUUGUGAUCAUAGGAGUCGUAUCAGCCGGAAUUGGCUGUGCUAAGCCUUUACUUCCGGGUCUAUAUACACAAGUCAGUUCUUACAUAGCCUGGAUAUUACAGUAUAUAAAUAACGCCCAAGAACACUCAUUAUCCCAAUAAUUAAGAACAUUUUGAAGGCAUAAAAACACCGGUACAGAUUUGAAGAUUACUGUACUGCCUCCGAUAUACAAAGUGCUUCUCGAAAAGUCACGUGAGAAGCAGCUGAAAAGGCGGUAACUUUUAAGUCGUUCAUUAACUUUGUCAUUGAAUAUUUAAAAACGGUGAACAUUUUUUUUUCACGUAUUUAAUAUAACAUGAACUGAAACCUGAAGCUAUUGGUUUUCCAACUACAAGAUUGAGGAAAAAACAAACAAACAGAGAAAAUAAAAAUGAAAUCUUUCCAAAUAUAAUAUAACUAUAUAAUGGAAAUA